UGCGUGGAACGCCCGUCGGGUGCUGAGCCGAGGCAGGCGCGCGUCCCCUGCACGGAGCGGGCAGCGGCCACGUAGCUGCGCGGCGCCGGGAGCGCGCACGGAGGGGGGCGCUCGGUCUAGUGACGUGAGCGGCGGAGGAGGAGGAGGCCGAGGACAGGAAGGAAGCUUACCGGGAGAUAUGGACCGAGACACCCCGGGAGGGAGGGCAAGGAUCUCCUUUGACUACAAGUUAUAGAUUUGGUCUUGGCCCCCGGAAGCCCUAAAUGAAAUCACUCUAGGAGAAGUGUCUUCUCAACGCCUUUCCAUAAGCGUUCCAUUCAUUUUGUGAACAUUCAAUAAUGUUGCGUCCCUCAAACCUUCAGCCUGACCCAAUGGCUCAGGCCGCCAACUCCUGCCAAAAAAUGCUAGAUAUGCGCCCUCCCGAUGUUUCCGGUAUGGGUCUCGAGGACCCCUUGCGAGUUGCUGUUCCACCUCCAUUUUACCAUAGUGCAAACCAAGAACUUGAUCUGUCAAAUAAGCAGUUUAAAAGAGAGACAGGUGGACCUUUUUCAGUUAUGAUGGACACUAAAGUAGGCAAACCUCACCUUCUGGAACCAGAACAUCAGACGUUUUUUAGGGACAGUAAGCCAGCCAUUGAGGUGCCGCCUGUUAAGGGUGAGCGGCCAAAUUCUGGGGAAUCUGAGGACGAGGAUGAUGAGGACGAGGAAGACGACGAGGAUGAUGGGAAUUACAAGAGAGAACAGAUUAUUGUGGAAGUGAACCUUAACAACCAAACCUUAAAUGUUUCCAAAGGAGACAAAGGAGUGGGCAAGGAUCCUUCUCACAUGAAGACCAGCAGCGAUGAGGAGGGAGGUGACUCUGGAGAUGACGACCCGGACAGCCAAGAGGAUGAAGAAAAUGAAUCUCACGCAGCGGGUAACCAGUCCGGUAUGGAGCAUGUGAACCAGGACCAAAAAACUGAGAACUCUGACAUGAUAGCCUGCGAUGGCACGUCACUUGCCAACCCUCAGAACGAACAGGUGAAAAGCGGAGAGGCACCUAAGCGUAAGAAGAAGACUCCCAAAGAACCUAAAUCCCCUGACAAGGGUAAAGGUGAGGAGAAGGAGACCCUCACAUGUGACAAAUGUCCUCGGGUUUUCAAUACGCGGUGGUAUCUGGAAAAGCACAUGAACGUUACACAUAGAAGGAUGCAGAUUUGUGACAAGUGCGGCAAGAAGUUUGUCUUGGAAAGCGAGUUGUCCCUCCAUCUUCAGACAGAUUGUGAGAAAAACAUUCAGUGUAUCACAUGCAACAAGACGUUUAAGAAACUUUGGUCCCUCCACGAGCAUAUAAAGAUCGUCCAUGGCUACGCUGAAAAGAAGUUUUCUUGCGAGAUCUGCGAGAAAAAAUUUUACACGAUGGCCCAUGUCCGAAAACAUCUGGUCGCUCACACGAAGGACAUGCCUUUUACUUGCGAGACGUGCGGGAAGUCAUUUAAGAGGAGUAUGUCUUUGAAGGUGCACUCUCUGCAACACUCGGGGGAGAAGCCAUUCAGAUGCGAGAACUGUGACGAGCGUUUCCAGUACAAGUAUCAACUACGUUCACAUAUGAGCAUCCACAUCGGUCACAAGCAGUUCAUGUGUCAGUGGUGCGGAAAGGACUUCAACAUGAAGCAGUACUUUGACGAACACAUGAAAACACACACUGGAGAGAAACCUUUUAUCUGUGAAAUCUGUGGCAAGAGCUUCACCAGCCGCCCAAACAUGAAACGUCACCGUAGGACCCAUACAGGAGAAAAGCCUUACCCCUGUGACGUGUGCGGCAUGCGUUUUCGCUUCUCCAACAUGCUGAAGGCUCACAAGGAGAAGUGCUUCCGGGUCACCAGUCCAGUGGGUGUUCCACCAGCCUUGCAGAUCGCUCUCAACAACCCUUCGCAAGGCAUCACCAACCUCACAACAGCCCAUAUGCCGCCAAACAGUCCCACGCCGCCUCUAAACCUCAACGCCCUAAGUUCCUUGCCUCCUCGGCCCAUCCCACAUCCAUUUUCCCACUUGCAUCUGCAUCCGCACUCCCACCCACACCACCUGGCAGUACCGCCAGUCCCACACUUGCCUCCACCGCCAGCUCUGUUCAAGAGCGAGGCGAUGAACCACCGCGGACAGCCCGACGACAGUUUCCUACGGCACCUGGCAGAGAAGACCAGCGCAGGACAACACCAUUAAUGCCAGUGGCAGGCUUCAAGUAGCAGUGCCAACCUUAUGAGAUUGGUGCCCCAAGCGCGGGUCUGACGGCAAAAAUCGUACUGGCCAGGCUACAACUACAUGACAUGCUCUCGUUACAUGCAGAGCGUAUUAAGGGGGUCAUGAAAACGGAGCGCAUUCAGACAAUGUUUCGGGAAAGGACUGUAGCGUAGAGCCGCGUCGCCCCAGUGGGGUUGGCUGACUCACGAUCACGAUGCAUUAUUAUAA
Molecule: messenger RNA, 2447 nt
Organism: Nanorana parkeri
Lineage: Eukaryota; Metazoa; Chordata; Amphibia; Anura; Dicroglossidae
Gene: ZNF652
Product: zinc finger protein 652
Exons: 6
Coding region: 339-2201 (620 amino acids)
Biological process (GO): regulation of transcription by RNA polymerase II
Cellular component (GO): nucleus
Molecular function (GO): RNA polymerase II cis-regulatory region sequence-specific DNA binding; DNA-binding transcription activator activity, RNA polymerase II-specific
Source: RefSeq, a predicted model, not a curated record